AAGCCAAGAUCUGUAAAAAUAAAACAGUGACUAACAUAUAGUUAAAAAGAGUAAAGCUAUAAAUAAACGUUCUCCUUUCAUUGAACGGAACCCUGCGGCAACACAUUUAAAGUUCUAACGCGGUCCGGGCAGUAAUUUUCCGCAAAGUGACAACCGCAGGGAGAGUUAUUUGAACGCAAAUUUAAUUUGCCGUGCUGCACACAACCGGCACAACGCCGUGGUGAAUCAUAUAUUUUGUCAACAAAAAGCAAACUUAUCGAAAAGUGAAACUAUGGCGAAAAAUGCUUUAGCAGAAUAUCUGGUUUUAGAAGCUUCUGAUUUCACCAAAGAUGGAUGUAAGCAAUGCUAUUCAUUCCAUAAGUACAGACUAAAAAAAAAUUAUGUAAAAGCACGCGCCACAGACAUUACAGGGUUAGAUAGACGAUAUAUGUGUCCCGUUUGGUUGUAAUAUAAAUGUGCGAUUAAACAAACACACACUAUUUAUAGUUUUGUGUUGCACCAGUGGAAAAGGGCAUCCGUUUCCACUGGUGAGAUUAAUCCGCCAGGCAAAAUGUGUGUGUGUUUGGUCAACAAUAGCUUUCAGCGCCUACCUGAAUAGGUGCAGCAUAGGCUGGCUGUUUGGUUUAUGCCAGACGUAUGCUUCACGUUUGACACCUGCUACCUGUAAAAUGAAAGCAGUUGCAGAGUUUGGGAACACUGCUCCAAGCUUGAAGAUCAAGCACGAAGAAGGAUGGAUUAAGUGUUGAGUUGGAAGUUGGUCUUUCGUUACUCGCAUUCGUCGACACAUUCGCGGUGGAAGUAGAACUGAAAUCAAAAUGGUUAAACGACAAAAUUCGCGUGUUUCCAAUGGAAAUGGUCAUUACAAUCGUCUAGAUUUGCCGCCCCGCGGUCCAGUGGAAUCUCUCAUCUAUUGGCGUGACGUAAAGAAAUCGGCGGUGGUAUUCGGAGGGGGCCUUGCCAUCCUGCUGGCCAUGUCGCUGUUCUCGCUGAUCAGCGUAUUUUCGUACCUAUCCUUGCUGCUACUGUUCGGAACUAUCUCAUUCCGGAUCUAUAAGAACGUUCUGCAGGCCGUGCAGAAAACCUCCGAGGGUCACCCAUUCAAGGACUACUUGGAACUGGAUCUUACCUUGUCGCAGGAGAAGGUACAACAGCUGGCUACCGUUGCCGUGGCUCACGUGAACGCUUUAGUGACCGGAUUAAGGCGCCUAUUUUUGGUAGAGGAUCUCGUAGAUUCGAUCAAAUUUGGAGUUUUGCUGUACUGGUUGACAUACGUUGGAGCACUGUUCAAUGGAAUGACAUGCGUUAUGAUCGGAUUUGUGGCUCUGUUCACCUUGCCAAAAGUUUACGAAAAUAACAAACAGUCCAUUGACACCCAUUUAGAGAUGGUUCGAAGCAAAAUUCAGGAAAUCACAGAAAAAGUGAAGGCAGCUGUCCCAUUGGGCAAGAAAACUGAAACCGAGAAAACUAAGUAAAACCAAGUAGCCGUCGUGUUUGAAGGCACACACACUCACACACAGACAGACACACAACAAGAGUCAUCAAUGGAAAAGUUGCUAAAAAAGAUAUUAUUAGCAUUCGAAUACUUGCUGUUGUUUGUACUUUGCUUUUGAAGUUUUAUGCCACCUAUUUUGUUUGAAUCUGCUUUGUAAUGCCAUCAUCGAACGAGUUUUACUACAAGAGGUGAAAAUCAAAAUUUAAAAUUACCGUAGACUUCCGAACAAAACACUAAUAAUGCAGUUCUUAAAUGGAACACGAACAAAAGCGGAAGUCGGGGCAAGAAGUCUAUGGAUGUGUCGCGUGCGCGAAUAGAGUCGUCAUUGAGAUUAUGUGGUUCGCAUUCUUGGCGUAAGAAAUAGUGUUACUCUCAUAAGAAAAUAUAACAUACCUUGAAAUUGCGUGUGAUUGUAAUGAAAUUGAGCGUUACGUAUGCUUUAUUGGCACGGCCUUAAUGUCAUGGUUUUGGUUAAACUCCUCACCAUCAUUACGUUGUUCGCGAAACUUUGACAAAUCGUCGUUGUUUUAUUAUUAUGUUUUUAAAAUUUCGCUUGCCUUCCGUAACGACAGACAGAUUUGAUUGCAGAAGAAAAAGGAGCAAAAGCUAUAGGAGGUCGAUACAACACUUCAUGUAGAAUUUACAGCACAUGCUUAAAUUAAAGUAUAGAAACAUCGGAAACAAAAAUCAAUAUAACAAAUCUCAAAUAUGGAUAAAAUAAUCUGCAUUACAGUAAAUGUUUCGCCAUAGCUAGAAAAUAAAACUACAGACCUUUCUAUCUUAAUAACAA
Molecule: messenger RNA, 2282 nt
Organism: Anopheles gambiae (African malaria mosquito)
Lineage: Eukaryota; Metazoa; Arthropoda; Insecta; Diptera; Culicidae
Gene: Rtnl1
Product: reticulon-3-A
Exons: 5
Coding region: 816-1472 (218 amino acids)
Source: RefSeq, a predicted model, not a curated record